AUGGCGUCGCCUCCUCAGGGGGGCCCGAUGGCGAUCGCCAUGCGGCUGCGGAACCAGCUCCAGGCCGUCUACAAGAUGGACCCGCUCCGGAACGAGGAGGAGGUGAAAGUGAAGAUGAAGGAGCUGAACGAGCACAUUGUGUGCUGCCUGUGCGCUGGGUACUUCAUCGAUGCCACCACCAUCACUGAGUGCCUGCACACAUUCUGCAAGAGCUGCAUCGUCAAGUACCUGCAGACCAGCAAGUACUGCCCCAUGUGCAACACCAAGAUCCACGAGACACAGCCGCUGCUCAACCUCAAGUUGGACCGAGUCAUGCAGGACAUCGUCUACAAGCUGGUGCCUGGCCUGCAGGAGAGUGAAGAGAAGAGGAUCCGGGAGUUCUACCAAUCUCGCGGCCUCGACCGGGUGACACAGCCCAGCAGUGAGGACACAGUUGGGGGUGACCCCAUGGGGCUCCCCUACAGCACCUUCGACCACUCCCGUGCCCACUAUUUCCGCUACGACGAGCACGUCUCACUCUGCCUGGAAAAGCAGAGCUCCAGCAAGGACAAGAGCAAGGCUGUGCUGCAGCAGAAGUAUGUGAGGUGCUCUGUGCGGGCACAGAUCCGGCACCUGCGGAGGGUCCUGUGCCACCGGCUGGGGCUGCCCCUGCAGCACGUACAGAUCCUGUUCAACAACGAGGCCCUCCCCGAUCACAUGACAAUGAAGCAGCUCUGGCUGUCGCGUUGGUUUGGCAAGCCUGCACCACUCCUGCUGCACUACAGCAUCAAGGACAAGAGGAGGUAGGGGCUGGGGGCGGGUGCUUCCCCUCCCAACCUCUGGAGCACAGCCCUGCUCCCAUGCCACACCUCAUCCGCCUCCCCCUAACUUAAUAUCCCCUACCCUG
Molecule: messenger RNA, 886 nt
Organism: Indicator indicator
Lineage: Eukaryota; Metazoa; Chordata; Aves; Piciformes; Indicatoridae
Gene: PCGF1
Product: polycomb group ring finger 1
Exons: 9
Coding region: 1-786 (261 amino acids)
Biological process (GO): negative regulation of transcription by RNA polymerase II
Cellular component (GO): PRC1 complex
Molecular function (GO): promoter-specific chromatin binding
Source: RefSeq, a predicted model, not a curated record